AUCGAACACGAUCUUAUAAAAAGAGAUCAUAUUGAAAAACUACCAAACAUUUGGUACUUUUAUCUCAUAACAAAUGGCAAAGUUAGGUAAUUUGUUAGGUCCCAUAUCAAUAUUUUGGUUGGUUUUAAUAUUGAAAGGCUUAAUAGUUGAAGCCGAAUCCAAGGCAUUCUUUGUGUUUGGAGAUUCGUUGGUGGACAAUGGCAACAACAAUUACUUGGCCACCACCGCUAGGGCUGAUUCACCACCGUAUGGGAUCGAUUACCCGUUGCACCGUCCCACCGGACGUUUCUCCAACGGCCUCAACAUCCCCGAUAUAAUCAGUGAGAAAAUGGGUUGGGAACCUACAUUGCCAUACUUGAGUCCAGAGCUUAGAGGGAAAAAUCUACUAAUUGGUGCCAACUUUGCUUCUGCUGGCGUUGGAGUGCUUAAUGAUACUGGAUAUCAAUUUGCUAACAUAAUUAGGAUAUACCAACAGCUUGAUUAUUUCGAGGAAUACCAGCAAAGAUUGAAGGGACUAGUUGGCAAAGAGAAAGCCCACAAACAUGUGAAAGAAUCACUCGUUCUUAUUACUUUGGGAGGAAAUGAUUUUGUCAAUAAUUAUUAUUUGGUCCCUUAUUCUGCAAGAUCUCAACAAUACUCUCUCCAAAAAUAUGUGCCAUUUGUCAUCUCCGAGUACAAAAAGGUCCUGCAGAGACUCUAUAAGCUUGGAGCUCGUCGAGUUCUAGUGACGGGAACGGGGCCGUUGGGGUGCGUGCCGGCCGAGCUGGCACAACAUAGUAGGAGAGGCGAAUGCGCACAAGACUUGAUGAAGGCUGCAUCACUCUUCAACCCUCAACUUGUUCAAAUGCUUAAACAGCUUAACCAUGAGUAUGCUAAAGACGUGUACAUUGCAGCCAACACUAAUCAAAUGCAUAUGGAUUUCAUUUCCAAUCCUACACAAUUUGGAUUUACAACCUCAAAGGAAGCUUGUUGUGGACAGGGCCCAUAUAAUGGGCUGGGGCUUUGUACGCCGUUGUCGAAUUUGUGCUCAAAUAGAGAUGCAUAUGUUUUCUGGGAUCCAUUUCAUCCUACUGAAAAGGCGAAUAGGUUGAUAGUCCAACAAAUCUUGAUGGGCACAAAUAAGUAUGUUUAUCCAAUGAAUCUUAGUGCAAUCAUGGCUAUGGAUUCCAGGGCUUAAGACCACACCCACUUCCAUCAGAUUUUGGGCCCAACUUCACCCCAAAUCAUUGUCUUCUUUUCUUUUUUCAUAUAUGUAUCUCUAUUUCAUUCAUGUAUUGUUUUUCUUUUCCUUUCGAAUUCGAUCGGUGUUGUAUUUUUAAGAAUUUCUUUCUC
Salvia miltiorrhiza (redroot sage) is the source of this 1332-nucleotide messenger RNA. Its product is annotated as GDSL esterase/lipase At5g33370-like. NCBI's taxonomy places the organism in Eukaryota, Viridiplantae, Streptophyta, Magnoliopsida, Lamiales, Lamiaceae. The record is from RefSeq and is a predicted model, not a curated record. Gene Ontology annotation, molecular function: hydrolase activity, acting on ester bonds. The coding region runs from base 74 to 1177 and encodes 367 amino acids. The transcript is spliced from 5 exons.